AUGUCACCUCUUCACCUCGCCUCAGACAAACAUCACCUCUUCACAGUCCUCAGACAACAGAUCACAUCUUCAACUCAGUUCUCAGAGAAAGAUCACCUCCUCACAGUUUCCAGAGAAAGACCUCCUCUCUACACUGCGCGGAAAGAAGAUCACCUCUUCACAAUUCUCAGAGAAAGACCUCUCCCCGGCUUUUGGAAAGAAGAUUUACCAGGAUUGCCCAUCAUGCCUCAAAGACCUUUCGAACAACUUCUCCUUCCAUCCCUCAUGAAAGACUUUCUAUCAUUACUACCGGCCAUUUUCCUAUCACUGUCGAUCUUGACAUAUUGGGUCCCCGCACUGCCAGAAGAUAACUGGGUGGAAUUGGCUUGCACAGUCCCCUUUUCGGUUGUCGUUGGCUGCUUCUGGUGGACGUUUCUCCCAUUUCUAGGCAGUGUUAUCUUCACCGGUGAUGAUAGCGGCACAGCAUUUCAAGACGCUCUGAUGGCAUGGUUUUGGGACUCCGUCGACAUAUGGCUGUACUUGUUACUGCUACUCCACAACCUCGUCUACUCCGUCGGUUGGCUUGCCUCAAAGAUUAUCUGUCUUCUGAGAAAGCUCUGCGUCAACCCCGUCAACAAUCACUAUGUCACUGCCACCAGAACCACCCUCAUCAAUGCCCUCCGACAUGGCAAGCGAGCAGUAUGCACCGGCAUCUCAUUUGUGACGACCCCAAUAUGCGACGUCCUCGCGCAGAAAACAGCCUUUCUAGCCGCGCUGCGCGAUGCAGCUCGGCUUGAAGAGGAGCUUUCACAGGCCAAGGCGGAGGCCGCUCAGCUGCGAGAGAGGAACUCGGUGGUGGAGACGAUGUACGCUCAGGUCAAAGGCAACCUCGGCAACCUGGUCAGAAGAGGCACCCGGUCGCUGCCCUCGUCAGUCGACUGCGUCAGCUUCCUGCAAAAGCUCGUCCGAAGCAAGGACCAGCAAAUCCUGGAUCAAGCCGAGGUGAUCAGAGCGUUGGAGGAGGAACUCGAGGCGACUAACAAGCUCAGCGACCUGGAUGGUUCACGUGUCGCCCAGCUCACUGAACAGCUCACUGAGCUCCAGGCGCAGCUGGCGACCGCGAACGCUUCCGACUCCGAUGCGACCGAAAAGCUUCAGGAGCAAGUCCGAGCUUUGACAACUGCCCUCGCAUCGGAGAGAGCUGCAGCCAGCAACGAGAAGGCCGGUCUUCUUUUGUCCGUUGCGUCCGAGAAGGGGCGAGCCGAUGCGCUCCAGCGUAAGCUGGAAGUCGCAAAGGCGGACUCUGAGAAGAAGCUUGCGGACAAAGAAGCGCAAGCAGAGGAGGACCUAGACGAGAUGGCCAAGCUGAAUGCCGACCUCCUCAACGACAGCCUCGCGAAGGACGCCCAGAUCAAGGUACUUGAGGAGCGCCUUGCUGCAGCAGCUGCCUCCCCAACCGUCACCGCCGACAGCGGCGUGGCGGAUAUUGAGGCAGCUGUUCGUGGCAAGGCCGCUGCCAAAGAGGCCUUGAGAACCAACGUCCGGACGUUGGGAGAAGAAGUUGCCUCUCUGAAGGCAGCUAACUCCCAACUGAAGGCGGAGGCUGGGCAGGAGGUGUCGGCAAGGGCGGCCCUCAAGCAGGAGCUGGAAUCCACCCAGCAAGAACUUGGGGCCACCCGAGGCGAGCUCAAAGAGGCCCGAGGACACCUCGAAAAGUCCAAUGCGGCCGCUGGGCAGUGGCAAGCACACUGGAAGGAGGCAGAUCGGUGCCGAGAAGACAAUGCCCAGAAGCUGGUCGCCUGUGCCAAGGACCUUGAGCGGCUCCGAAAGGGCCGAGAUGACACCUACCAUCAAGCUCAAGAGGAGCUGCUGAAGAAGAAGGAGCAAGCCGAGAGAGAUCGCGACAGCGAGAAGGCGAAGAAAGAGCAGCGGCAACAGCAGAUUCAGCAGAUUCAGCGCCAGGCCGACCAACAGAAGCGCGACUUUCAGAAGAAGCUCCAAGAGGCAGAAGAAUACUGUCGAUCCAAGGACGACGAGAUCAAAGGCUAUGUGGCAACGAUCGCCGAGCUGACCAUGCCCCCUCCGGAGGACAUGGAGGUCGACGCCGCGAAUUCUGCACCAGCAUCUACACCAACUUCCGUCUCACGCUCAGACGACAUGGAGGUCGAGCCUCCAACAACUCCAACUCCGGCAACCUCACAAACUCCCGUUGCACCGCGAACCCCUACUCUACAUCGCCCCAGCGAAUUUGGUGGAACCAGCAUCUCGAGCUUGCCAAGUCAGUCGUCCACAGGACGGUCCACCAACACAUCAAUUUCAGAGCUUACCAGAGCAGCAGAAAUGCGCCAGCGGUGGAUUGACGACUUGAACAAGCGACUGAAUGCCCAAGGCGACCGCAUCGUAAGACUCUUGGACGAGAUCGAGAAGCUCAAAGAAGAAAAAGGAACGCUCCACCAGCAAGCCUGGGAUCACAAGCAGAAGAUCUCGAAGCUCGAGAAAGAAAAGCAGGACCUCAAAGAUCAGAUCGAGACGGCGGUUGACGACGCUGACAACGAGGCACUGAUUGACAAUGCUUUUCUCAAACACGAAAUCGAGGAACUCAAGCAGACUGUGUCUGAGAUGGAGGAACUCAAGCAGCAGAACCGCGGUUUGUCGAACCAGGCCGAAGCUUCAAGUAUGUCAGCAAUGAUGUACAAAGAGAAAGCAGACGCCGCAGAAGCAAAGGUCGCCCAGCUACAACCAUCACCACGAGAUGAAGCUCCCGGGAGUCCUCACAAGUUCGCAGGCGUGAAGCGCACGGCUGUGCAGAGUGAAGGUGUCAAGAAGCAGAACACGAACACGCACGCAAACCCCUUUGCGAAUCUGCUGCAGCCUCACCAGCAACAACCGGGUCAGGUCCAAGAACAACAGCAACCGCAAGGCCAGACUCAAGCUCAGACGACCCAGCCUGCGAUUGACGAACCGAGCGAGAACACGCAAGAGCCAGAGGAGUCAGAAGAGGACCUCUGGAAGUGGAUCGACGAGUCAAAGUGCUUGUGA
Molecule: messenger RNA, 3018 nt
Organism: Cladophialophora yegresii CBS 114405
Lineage: Eukaryota; Fungi; Ascomycota; Eurotiomycetes; Chaetothyriales; Herpotrichiellaceae
Exons: 1
Coding region: 1-3018 (1005 amino acids)
Source: RefSeq, a predicted model, not a curated record